Molecule: messenger RNA, 2678 nt
Organism: Ooceraea biroi (clonal raider ant)
Lineage: Eukaryota; Metazoa; Arthropoda; Insecta; Hymenoptera; Formicidae
Product: transmembrane protease serine 9
Biological process (GO): proteolysis
Molecular function (GO): serine-type endopeptidase activity
Source: RefSeq, a predicted model, not a curated record
UUGGUUUGCUACAUGACGUUUCCUUUGUAACAACUUCGUUAUACGACGCGACAUUCGAGCGAAACGCAUUGCGUCGUCGCGAGAUAAGAAUUUUUCAUCAGAUCCAGGGAACGAGUCUUCAAUAUAAAAGCCAGUGCGCGAUCUCGCUGUAUAUCAGCAAGAUGUUACGAAGCUUCGUUUCCUGCUUUCUUCUCGUGGGAGCAUCCUUCCUGGUACGACCGGCUUCCCUUCUUGACCCUCGAAUAGUGGGAGGCACGCCAGCUGACAUAAGGCAGCAUCCUUAUCAAUUGAGCCUCCAGCGAACUUCCCAUACUUGCGGAGCCGCCGUCAUCAGUAAUAAAUGGGUCGUCACUGCGGCUCAUUGCGUCAGUUUGGGCGGCGUUUACAGACUGAACGCAGGAAGUAACGACAAAUACGGGGGCGUCUAUUACCGAGUUAAAAGGGUCGUUCGACACCCCAAUUACGAUAGCCUGACGAUCGAUUACGAUAUCGCCCUCCUGGAGGUCGACGGCGAAAUCAGAUUUAACGAUAGGGUGCAGCCAGUGAAGCUGGCGGAAAAGGAACUCGCGAACGGCGUUACGGUGAACGUUACCGGAUGGGGCGCGGUGACGCCGGGCGGAGGAGCGUCACCUGUGCUAAUGAAAGUGUCGCUCCCGAUCGUGGACAGAAGGACGUGUCGGAGUAAAUACAUGUUCACCCACGUCAUCACCGACAGGAUGAUCUGCGCGGGUGAUCUGCGUCGGGGUGGCAAGGAUUCGUGCCAAGGCGAUUCGGGCGGACCCCUCACCGCCGACGGCACCCUCUACGGAAUUGUGUCCUGGGGAUACGAAUGUGCUCGGCCGGAUUAUCCCGGCGUUUACACCAACGUCGCGGAUCUCCGCUGGUGGAUAAAAUGGAUCAGCGGUGUUUCCUCUCUUCUGUCCGUAAACCAUUCCGCGCAACGCGAUCCUCGUAAUCUCACACGUUGUUCGUGUCGUGAGACUGAUCAAGCAGCAAUGUCCAAGAGAAUUAUCCUGCUCUACGUCUUGUGGUUGGCGUACACCGUUAAUACCGAGAAGCAGCAAUAUGUGGACAUCGAGGAUUAUCCGUACCACGUAUCGAUCCAGAUUGCCGGGCAACACGUAUGCAGCGGCGCGUUCAUACACGAGUCCUGGAUUAUAACCGCGGCGUCCUGCAUUUUCAGGGAAAAACCGUCAGCAAUAUCGGUGCGUGUUCGUACCUCAUUUAUCUCGACGGGCGGCGAUGAAUUGGAAAUAAGCAAUCUCGUGGUGCACAAGCGCUUCGACAAGUACCUGUAUUUCAACGACAUAGCGCUGAUGAAGCUGAAAACCCCCGCGGAGUUCGGAGAGAAGCUGCUCCCCAUCGCGCUACCUGAGAGGAAGGAAGAAAGGGUCCCGGAUGGAACGCACUGCGUGGUGACUGGCUGGAAACGCACUCUGGAUACCAGCUCGGCCGGGCCCACCACCACCAGGAGUCAGCUCGCGGCGGCCGUUGUGGCGACCGUAAAUCAGCGUACGUGCAAGGCGACGAUGCCGAGGUACAAGCCGCUGUCUAAGGAGAUGCUGUGCGCCGUUAACUUGACCCUUCCGUCGGAAACGUGUCAGGGUGAUUUGGGUGCACCUCUGGUAUCGGAGCAGACACUGAUUGGUAUCCUAUCCUACGGAUUAGGGUGUGAGAGCAAGGAGCAUCCGGGAGUCUACACUAGAGUCAGCAGCUACUUACCUUGGAUCUUCACGAACUCUGGUAUAUCGCAGUCCAACGACAAAUACGACGUAUAAGAUCAUUACAGCCGACGCCAACUGGAAUUAACUGCAAAUUAUGCUAUCGUAUCAGUAAUAUAAUAUCAAUAGGAUAAUAAUUCGUUGUUAAUAAUUCCGCAAAUAUUUCUGCGAACGCACGUUCAGGUCUCCGACGUUUUAUCUCCGCUGGCGAGAGAUCUGCCGGGCAGAUUUGAUGCGAUCGUACGAUGUAGUUAUGACAUUCAAAUGGAAUUGCUCGUGCCUGUUUCUCUUCCUCCCUGCGCGAUAUCGUGCAGCAUUACACGCGUGUGUAUCCCGAGGACGAAAGUAGCCGUUUGGGUACGGACGGACGACUACUGAAGCUCGAACAUUACGCGGCUUCGCCGAUACUUGAUAUGCAUAUUCAUAAAGAUUUAACGUAGCGCGGCAACGGACCAGCAAACAAUUAUCCCGAGCUGCUGCGUGCGUACUCGCUCGUUGAUAAAGUCCAUGAAUGCAGUACCUCGAGCAUGCCAUUUAAAUGAAGCGCCGGUGGCGAGCGUCCCGUACUUCCGAUUCGUGGUGUGGCUUAAUUGUCACGUUUCGGAAAUAUCCGACGUAUGACACGCCGCCGCGGAAGCCGAUUGAUUUUCCGUUAAUAUAUUUAUACAUAUAGCUAUAUAUUUUGUCGCAUGUCCUAUGAAAAGGAUUAAAGUUCAUACGGAUUCGAUGCCUGCAAUUUGCCGUCCUUUUGAGAGCGCGCAUUGAUGCGGGGAUUGAUCGAUUUGACAUCCUUUUAACGGCCAUUAAAGUAUUAAAACGACGCAUUUUUAAUCUUUCUCCCCGCGCGGAUGUGCACUCCCGACGGAAAAGGCAGUCAAUAGAAGUUACUAAUAGUUUUAGUCAAUAGAAGCAUAGUAAUAGUUUUAUAGCCGAAAUAAAAACGCGGGCAUUCCUGCA